AUGAAGCCUCGAAUCCACAACUUCUGGAGGCACUUGCCGACGCGGAAGAUUGCCAAAGUCGCCACCAUAAUUGUCGUCCUGCAAACCGUCUAUUUGCUGACCAUGCACAACGAACUCAUGGACCUCUUCUCGGGCGACGAGGACUUCCCCACAAUGCGGCCGAUAAAUCACACGUUCGAGGACAUGGACUCGGUCAAAUACAUUCAAGAUUUGGUGAAUGGUAAGACAUUUACAAAUUGUUGGAAACCGUAUUUUACAAAUUUUAGGAAAAGCCGAAGUGGCUCCGGUUGUGGAGCCGGAGAAAUACCCGGAGAUUUAUCUGGGCUGCUCCAUGGAGGAGACGCGAAAUGUGAGUCGCGGAUGGAUCACGAACGGUCGAUGGUUUUUGUACUCCGCCUAUGAGGAUCGGAGAGCCAACUCGCUGUAUCCGAAAUUAAAAACUGUCAUUCAGGCAAGUGAAAUGGGGAAAAACAACAAAAAAAGGGAGGUUGGGCUAUCAGUGUGUCGGGAAAGUAAUAUGGAUUUAUGAGUUUGUCGGGCAAAUAAUGUGGAUUUCUUAGUUUGUCGGGGAAGUAAUGUGGAUUUAUGAGUCUGUCGGGAAAAUAAUGCAGAGUUAUCAGUUUGUCGGGGAAAUAAUGUGGAUUUCUUAGUUUGUCGGAUUUAUGAGUCUGUUGGGAAAAUAAUGCAGACUUAUUUUCUUAGAUUGAAAAUGUCUUGCCUUAAAGACCAAAUCCCUAGUCGCGGCUAGACGUCGCAAAGUCAUGAUGCACGUCAAUCCAGCGCAUUUCCUGAACCGUUUCGAAACUUCGUAUCGUUUUCAUUGAUUUAAAUGAGAGACGAAAUGUCGCGAAAUUAUCGGCACUUUUUCUCGCCCGAAAUAAUUGUUUUUUCUCGAAAAGGAAGACGAAAGCACAGGGGAUUCGUUUUUACUUAUAAAAACUUUUAUUUACUUAUAGGUAAAAAUAUUUCCCAAAAAUUCACUUAUAAGUUAAAAAAAGGCGGAGCCUAUUUUCAUUUACUUAUAAGAAAUUUUAUUUACUUAUAAGAACUUUUAUAUACUUAUAAUUACCAAUAAGGACUCCGAAAAGAAAACAGUUGAGCGCCAAAGACGCUUUUGGCUUUUUGAACGCAUGGGCGAGACUUAGAAAUUCUAAGUUUUUCGUAGCAGUACUGGUCAAAGAGGGUAUUUAAACGUUGGAUGGAACAAGGUAAGGGGUUUCUAGUGAGUUUUUUUCUUUUACAGGACUGUAGAAAGUGGGUAGAUGAAAAAUCCGGAACAUAAGAAACUUCCCGAUUAGGAAACAUGUCAAAAUGGAAGAGCAGACAGCCUGGGAAGAUCUAGAAACAAGCAUGAUCAAUCAAGAAUUUGGAUGAAGAACUCUUUCCUCGAUUUUGGUAGGUUUUUUAAACUGCUUCCACAUAUCAGAAGGCCAGAAACUUUUCAAGACAUAGUUUUCUUAUGUUGUACUAGGUCCAGGUGAACCCACUAUUUCAGAUAAUCACAAAAUGUUCGUGGAGGAAGUAAAUGGGCAACGUGCACACAAUGUCUGGAAAAAAUGACUCUCGGAUGCCUCAGGUAUGUUGAUAAUAUUCACCUGGACCUAGUACAACAUGAAAAACUUGAUGUCUCGAAAUCUCAUUGCUAAAUUUCUGAACCUCAAACUAAUUUUUGGGAUGGAAAAGCACAAAAAAUGAGUUCAAUGAGAUCUCAUAAUAAACUAUCUCCGAAAAUUUUAUUUACUUUUUCUUUAUCUUUGACUAUUUUCAGUGCAUCUAGCUGCAGGAGUACCCAUAGAAAAUCCGCAUAGAAGCAAGUUAGCCCCGUCAGGACACAGAAGAUGCGCUAACCACAUGUGUAACCGGUAAUAUAUCAGAGUCAAGUUGUUUUUUACUUUGUUUGAAUAAAUUUUUAUUUAUCCUGCACUGUGCAAAAUUUGCUGUUACCUAUAAGUAUUUAUAAUUACCUAUAAGUGAAUUUCCCGGGCACCGAAAAUAAAAAUUACCUAUAAGUGAUUUGAAAAUCACUUAUAAGAACUUUUAUUUACUUAUAAAAACUUGAAGUUUUUAUAAGUAAAUAAAAGUUUUUAUAAGUGAUUUUGAGUUCCCUGUGAGAUAAGAAAAUUCUUUUUAUCGGAUAGUUACAUUUCGUUUUGGACGAAUCACCAAAAAGGGGCGGGAAAUUUUUUCUUCUAUUUUGGAUUGACGUGUGAUGGAAGAUUCAAAUCCGCAAAGACAUUAUUUUCCCGACAAUUUUUUUUUAGUUUUUUUCUGACCAAAAAAUCGAAGGAAAAGUUCAUUAUACAGUACGACACUCGGACUUGGAUAUUGUAAACAUUUGAAAUAACCACGCCAUUUGUCGGGAAAAUAAUGUGGAUUCGUCGUGACUUGGAAUCGCCCUUCAUCGCUUUGCGACUGCUAUCGCGAGUGGUGAUUUGGUGCGCACCACGCCUUGCUGCGACAAAUCCACAUUAUUUUCCCGGCAGAUUUUUUAAACUUUUGCUUUUUGUUGGAAAAAAUAAGCUAAAAAAUCGAGUUUAUAAAUAUAUACUGUUAUAUUAUGCCUCAAGUACGACACUUAGCCAUAGAUAAUACAUAUGACUUUGUCGGGAAAAUAAUGUGUAUUCGUCGCCGCUUGGAAUCACCUUUCAUCGCUUUGCGACGGCUAGUGGCGGCUGGUGAUUUGGUGCGCUGUAAAGUAUGAUGCGACUAAUCCACAUUACUUUCCCGACAAACUAAUACUAGGCGGGCCAAAAAGCAAAAAAAAAUAUCGCUGUGACCGCGUAAAAACAUAAAUUUUUUCAGCACGAAACUGGCAAAGAUACGGCCAAAAAAUGCUUUCCUUUCUCUGACCUCUCUCCGCCUUUCGCAUGCUCUCUCGGCCACAAACAUUGUUGAAUAUCUCGGCUCUCCCUGCAGAGAGCGAGCUAAAACUUUUAAUAUUUGAUGUGUGGCCUAUGCGAAAAGCUUGUGCCAAAUUUGAAGAAAAUACAAGCGUCGUACUUGUGGUACUUCCCUUAUAUCCUGUAAUAGAUAUAUUUGCCCAAAACUAUGUUAAAAUACGAUUAAAACCAAAUUUCUUCUAUCUACAUAUCAUGUACAAGGUGUAUUUCUAUUAUCUACAAGAUUUUUUUCAGGUGAUUGCGUCCACAUUCUACGUUGUGGACGACUCGGAGCGUUGGUAUUGCCAUAUCCGCAACUCGGACGGCGAAAUGCUCCGCGUUCGCGCGCAUUUCCGCCUCAUUUGGCAGAGGGCUUGGGAUGCGCGCCGGACGUUUUAUAAUCCCUACUUGAUUACGUGCGCCCUGCCCAACGAUUUCACGAUCUACAAGGGCGCUACGGUAAUGUUGAGGGGAAAAAAAUGUCCGAAUGGAAACGACACCUUCAUCGAUGUGAAUCUGGUGUCCAAAGCGCGGGAAAUGGAGCGACAUAAAAGAUAUAUGGCAGCGAAACCGGUGGAGAUCGGCGAGAAUGGGAGGAAAAUUGGGAAGAUUUUGGAAACAAUGGCGAGAAAUCGAUAUGAUAGAGGUAAAGGAGGAUAUAAUUAUAAGUAAAGUGCUCAAUGUACGACGCUCAGAUAUACUUUGAAUUUUGUCCACAUAACAGGCAUAGACCACAUAUCAAUGCCUGAAAGUUUUAGCUCGCACUUCGCAGGCACAGCCGAGAUAUUCAACGAUCUUUGUUGCCGAGAGAGCACGCGAAACGCGGAGAGCAGUCAGAGAAAGGAGCGCAUUUUUUGGCCGUGUCUUUGCCAUUCUUUGAGCGGAAAAAUUUGAUUUUUUUUGUGGAAGUAUUAUACGUCUACGGUAGGAAAUUCAAAGAUUUUUGGCUGUAGUGAGAGAGUAAGCAAAACGCGGAGAGCAGUUAGAGAAAGGAACGCAUUUUUUGGUCGUAUCUUUGCCAGUUUUGCGCGGAAAAAAUUGAUUUUUUGUGGAAACAUUACUCUCUACAAUAGAAAUAGGUAUCAUAACGACAUAAUUUAAAAAAAAAAUUUUUUUUUUAAUUUUUAUGAAUUUUUACAUGAAAAAAAUAUCUCACGAUCAGAUUUCCUCUAAAUUUUGCAUACUUUUUUGGCAUAGAUCACGUAUCAAUUCCUGAAAGUUUUAGCUCGCAGUUUGCAGGCACAGCCGAGAUAUUCAACGGCGUUUGCCGCCGAGAGAGUAUUCGAAACGCGGAGUGCGGCCAGAGAGAAGCCACUUCUUGGCCAUGUUCUUGGCCAUUUUUGAGCGGAAAAGAAUUGGUUUUUUGUGGAAAUAUGUAUUAUACGUAUACAGUAGGAAUUGCAAAGAUUUUUGACUGUAGUGAGAGAGCACUAGAAAAGCGGAGAGCGGUCAGAGAAAAGGCACUUUUUUGGCCGUCUCUUUGCCAGUUUCGCUUGGAAAAAAUUUAUUUUUUGUGGAAACAUUACCCUCUACAAUAGAAAUAGCUACGAAAAUUUUCAUACCAAAAUUCGCAAAAAAAUGUAAAAUUUUUUCAACUUUCGACCAAAAAAUCUCGGUCGUCUCUGCAUAGCGCGAGCUUAAAAUCUAAAAGACGUCCUAUGAAAGUCUAUUCUACAUUUCUAUAAAACAUCAUCGAGUUUUUUGAGUAAAAAUUUCAAAAUUUUGGGUCUCGACACGAAAACGAUAAUUUUUUAAAAUUCAAAGAUUCAUGUAAAAAAUCAAAAAUCUGUUCAUUUGGGUAAAAUUACAAUUGAUUUUGAGGCUUGGUAAUAUGUUUCAUCAAAAUUUUGAAAAAAAAAAAUUUUUUGAAUUUUUGCCACUUUUUGAUCUCAGAAUCUCAAAAAAAAAUAUCUAAAAUAAAAAUUUCAUCAACAUCUGAGAAUCACACUUCAACCACUUUUCCCUCCGAAUUCUUAUCUCAUUUUUCAGUCAAAUUAGAAGACAAACAAGCCGCUUUAAACGAGGACGAGGCCAAGAUUUCGAUCAAGCAGAUCGACAUCGCCCCAAGCCCUCUAAAAAUCGCGGUCUGCGUGAAAGGCAUGGACUUCUUCGAGGACAAAACCUACGAUCUCACCGAAUGGCUGCUUUUCCAGUUCAAAUUGGGGGCGGAUUCGGUUACGUUGUACGUCUACCAUCUGCCGGAAAGGACGCUGAGAAUGCUGAAUGAAGUCGCGAGAGAGUACGACUUGCGAUUGGUGAGCAGACUUGAUAUUUUUUGUGCCAGUUUGUGGUGCUUGGGGCAAGAUAAAAUAUUUUUUGCAAAAAUUUGUGAAAAACUUGAUUUUUUUGGCGAAAACUUAAUGUUUUGGCAUUCUGUUGCAAGUACGCAUUUUCGCGGGAAAUGCGAUAAUGACAAAUUUUAAUGCACCUUGACUGUUCUUAGAGAGAAAUAAAGCGAUAAAAAUCAGAUUUCAAAGUUUGUCGGGGAAAUAAUGAGCACUCUGUCGCAUCGAAAAUCGCACCGCCGCAGCGACGCGGUGGGAAAAAGCGGACGUUUUCGGGGAUAUUUGGAUGCACGGUGCAUAAACUAAAAGUGCAAGGUGCAAAUUUGUGUCGGCACAGUGCAUUUUGCCUGGAGACGAAAAGUCUGCGCACUUAAUGAAUAAGUAGCAUAAUGAUGAAUACAGUGACCGACCUGAUCCAGUGGCAAAAACGUACCAUUUUGCAUCUGGGAAGUAUCAAAAAACAUCGCAAAAUACCUCCCUCUCCAAACAAAGAAACCCCUUUGAAAUCGGAGUUUUUUUAAAAAAAUCCGAAUCUUGGCCAAUUUUCGACCUAAAGAUGUCGAUUUUUCCUGUUCAGCGCAACCUGAAAGUCUCGCAUUCCGAUCUGAGAAGUUAUUGAUCUACAGUGGCGGAUCUGAUCCAGUAGCAAAAAACGUACCAUUUUGCAUCCGGGAAGUGUCAAAAAAUGUGGCAAAAUGCCUCCCUCAUCAAUUAAAAAACUCCGUUUUGAAGGGCGCAAGAGUUUUUUUACUUGCAGAGGGAGGUAUUUUGCUACAUUUUUUGAUACUUCCCGGAUGCAAAAUGGUACUUUUUUGUCACUGGAUCAGGUAGCUCUAAUUACUUCAUUCCCCUUCCAGAUUCAUCUCGACCUGCCCGGGAACACCACCCUCUCCGACCACCAACAACACGACUACAUUUGGAACAACCAUUACCAGAAGCGGCGCAACGAACUGAUCCCCUACAACGACUGUUUCUACGCCUACAGCCACACACACGACUAUGUGCUCAUCGUCGACACGGACGAGAUUGUGGUGCCGGUGGAGGAGGAGAACUGGAACGACAUGAUUUCGAAGUUCAUUCGAGGAUUCAGACAGAAUGCUACGAGUUUGUCCGCACGGAAUGUUUUUAAAUUCCCGAGGAAAGGCGAUGGAGUCGGAAUGAGUGGCCGACGAACACGGGCCUCGAUCGCGCAAGACAAGGGCGUCACGGGGAAGAGUUUUAUCAGGUGGGCUUCAUUCCAAGAGAUGCACCAGGUGUAACGCUCAGAUUUUGUCUCAUUACCAGUCUGUCGGGAAAAUAAGGAGCACUCUGUCGCAGCGAAAAAAAUAAAUGAAUUGUGCGACUGCGGGACCAGAUUUUUGCUGCGACGAAUCCACAUUAUUUUCCGGACAGACUGAUAUGAGAGAUACGAUAUUAGUCUGUCGGGAAAAUAAUAAGCACUCUGUCGCAGCAAAAAUCGCAAUGGCCGCCGAGAAAAUGAAUUGUGUCGCGGCAAAAUCAAAUUGCUUUUCACUUCAGCGACGCGGCAACAUUGUGCUCAUUAUUUUCCCGACAGACUGCUAAAUCGUCCCAAAGGUCAUCGCCGCGCUGAUUUUUUGAGGUUUGCGCAGUGCAGAAAAAAGCAGGUGCGAGCGACGACCCAAAAACCCAUUGCACGGUGCAAAAAAAAGAGAUUGCACAGUGCAAGAUGAACCUUUGUUUUCGCACAGUGCGAUUUCUGUCGCAAUCUGAAAAAUUGAUGUCGCUGGAAAAAAUGGGAGUCGCGCGCGACGUAAAGCAGAAACAAAUGAAAAUGCACUGUGCAAAAAGUGUUUUCGGGUCAAGUGCACCGUGCAAAGCGACUUUUUUCGCGAUUUUCGCAGCGACGACCCAAAACUUGCACACCCGCGCGGUGCGAAAUUAUCAGGAUUUUUUGUAGCGAGUAGGCCAUCAAAUUUAGCCAUGGCUCUUGAAACAGUUACUGAAUUUUCUCGUCUUUCAGCACACAAACCGCAGCGACCGUCUUCAACCACUUUGCAUUACAUCGAUUGCACGGGAAUGUUGCCCGAACCGCCUACUUCCCCACCUCCGCGGCGUUGAAGCUGCAUUACAAGACGGAUUGCCCAACGGACUUCCGAGACGAGUGUGACCGACUGAAGAACUCGUCCAUUCCGGACCACAGCCUCGACCGAUGGAGCGAAGAAGUCGCGGAACAGGCAAAAGAAUUCAUCAAACGGGUUGAUUAG
Molecule: messenger RNA, 7389 nt
Organism: Bursaphelenchus xylophilus (pine wood nematode)
Lineage: Eukaryota; Metazoa; Nematoda; Chromadorea; Rhabditida; Aphelenchoididae
Source: the annotation of a GenBank genome assembly